GUCUAGGAAGAGAGCUGCAAAACGAUCUUCUUCCAUAAAUGAUCAACAAUUAGAAAGAGAGAUAGAAGUGGUUGAGAAAAUUUCUUUAUCCGAAGUUGUCGAUUAUGUCACCAGCAAAGCUACUAAUCUUGAGCACGAUGAUAUACUAUCCUUCGAUCUUUGCGUUAAGCUUGAUGAUGUAUUGGUUGCUGCACAUGAUGCAAAAAAUACGGUAAAGUUAAUAGUGGACGAGAUCGAGGAAUUUGAUGGAUAUGAUUGGGUAUUCACAACUGGACCUGAAAUGUCAUUACGCCAUCAUGAAGUUGGUAUAUUUUAUCUUGCAUGUUCAUAG
Messenger RNA from Ambispora gerdemannii, 331 nucleotides. NCBI's taxonomy places the organism in Eukaryota, Fungi, Glomeromycota, Glomeromycetes, Archaeosporales, Ambisporaceae. The record is from the annotation of a GenBank genome assembly.